Messenger RNA from Nicotiana tabacum (common tobacco), 1520 nucleotides. Its product is annotated as E3 ubiquitin-protein ligase SIS3-like. Gene Ontology annotation, biological process: sugar mediated signaling pathway. Lineage: Eukaryota; Viridiplantae; Streptophyta; Magnoliopsida; Solanales; Solanaceae. The record is from RefSeq and is a predicted model, not a curated record. Gene Ontology annotation, molecular function: ubiquitin-protein transferase activity.
UGCAUAAUUUGGUAGGUUGACAUCAGACAGUCUUAUUCUUACUUUCCCUUUUCCACGACAGUCUUCAAAUCUGUACAGAAAUCUCCCUUCAAUUGCUCCGCCCUACUAUAUACAUACAUGCUGUAUGCGUACUCAUUGAUGCUUGGCGUGUCGCAGAAUUCGCGAGUAAAAGAUUCAAGAUUUACGUGGUGAAAUGAGAGGCGCAGAUUUUAAGUGGUACGAUGGGUUCUUCUUGUCAAUGCUAGCAACUAGUAUAAUCAUUGUAGCGAUCAAUUGGAAGCGGUACCAUCUUUGUAUAUACCCUUUGCACAUUUGGAUUGUGGUUGACUACACGACAGUGUUUCUUUUCCGGCUCUUGAUGUUUGUUGAUAAUGGACUUGCUGCUGGAAUGGGAUUGGAUUUGGGUUGGCAGCAGAGAUAUACUCGCUUUCGUGGAAGAAUAGUUGUUCUUUCAAUUCUUGCCCUGUUCCUGUAUCCCUUUCUUUGGGCUUGGACCAUUAUCGGGACUUUAUGGUUCAGUAGUGCGAGAAACUGUUUGCCAGAAGAAGGUCAAAAAUGGGGUUUCCUUAUUUGGUUGCUAUUCAGCUACUGUGGACUCCUUGGCAUAGCUUGCAUAUCAACUGGGAAGUGGUUAACUAGAAGACAAGCCCAUUCAUUACGUGCUCAACAAGGAAUUCCUACUUCUGAAUUCGGGGUGUUGGUUGACAUGAUCAGAGUGCCAGAUUGGACGUUUACAGCAACAGGCCAGGAGAUGAGAGGGAUGGGCCAAGAUGCUACUUCAUACCAUCCAGGAGUUUAUUUAACCCAAGCUCAGAGAGAAGCAGUGGAAGCACUCAUUCAGGAACUACCAAAGUUCAGGCUAAAGGCUGUUCCUACUGACUGUUGUGAGUGUCCUAUCUGUUUGGAAGAGUUUCGUGUGGGAAAUGAGGUUCGUGGUCUGCCUUGUGCUCACAACUUCCACGUGGAAUGCAUUGACGAGUGGCUUCGGCUAAACGUGAAGUGCCCUAGAUGCCGCUCUUCUGUUUUCCCAAAUCUUGAUCUAAGUGCUUUAUCCAAUAUCCGAGCUGACUUAGAGAGGUCAACAGCCAGCGUUGUGACAGAAGCCCGGUAUAUGAGAUCCCAACCCUCCAGCCAGAGCUACCUGCUGAGAUUGCAAGGUUUGCUCCGCCCAGUGCGCACACAGGACGCUGGCGUGGGCAGUGAGGUAGAUGCAACUUCAGGAACAGCUGAAAGCAGAAACCAAGCAUUGACACCUCAUCAUCAGGGAAACAUGGAGCCUGCACAAGUUGUCGUAGAACAGUCCCCAAGGGUGUAAUAACCAUUUCUUCUAUGGAGGUCCCUAACAGGCUGAAAUGUCUAACUUGGCGAUUUGUAACAACUCCUAGCCAUUGUUGAGUGUUCCAACAUUGGUUUCUCAUUGUAAUCAAAAUUCAUGGAUUGAAAAGCUAAAAUGCAUUUGAUGGAAGGAAAUGUGGUGGCAAUGAUUUAUGCUCGUGGCGAGUUUGUUCUGGUAUGAGUUA